This is a messenger RNA of Ctenopharyngodon idella (grass carp), 4259 nucleotides long. RefSeq names its product gastrula zinc finger protein XlCGF57.1-like. The transcript is spliced from 3 exons. Gene Ontology annotation, biological process: regulation of DNA-templated transcription. Gene Ontology annotation, molecular function: RNA polymerase II cis-regulatory region sequence-specific DNA binding; DNA-binding transcription factor activity, RNA polymerase II-specific. The coding region runs from base 134 to 1318 and encodes 394 amino acids. The record is from RefSeq and is a predicted model, not a curated record. Lineage: Eukaryota; Metazoa; Chordata; Actinopteri; Cypriniformes; Xenocyprididae.
AGGGAACAUAAACAUGUGAAGUGGAACACAGCCGUUCAUUCUGCGCUAAAACUGCUGUUCUUCAGACUGAGAAGAAGAAGAAGCAAGCAGGAGGAAUUACUCCAGGAGAAACUACUGACAUACUAUUGUAAAGAUGGAGAUUAAGGAAGAACCCUGCAGAAUAAAAGAUGAAGAUACAGAGGAACAAAUAGACCCGAUGGAAGUGAAUGAAGACAAACACCAUCAUUUCACAAAUGAAGAUGGAAAACUGACAUAUAAAAAUGAAGAUGAACAACAUCUGCUUCAAAAUCCUCAUCAUUUCAAAAAUGAAGAUGGAAAUGCAGUCGUUUCAAAUACUGAAGAGAAUUUUACACAAAAACAAGCUGGAAAAUCUGGAGUCAAAAGAUCUUUAACCUGCUCUGAGUGUGGAAAGAUUUUCACAUAUAAAUCACACUUUAAAAGACACAUGCGAAUUCACACUAAAGAAAAACCGUUCACCUGCUCUGAGUGUGGAAAGAGUUACAAACAUGAAGCACACCUUAAGGUACACAUGAUAAUUCACACUGGAGAAAGGCCUUAUACUUGCGCUCAGUGUGGAAAGAGUUUCUGUCGCAAAGAGGACUUAAAUGUACAUACGAGAAAUCACAAUGGAGAAAAACCAUUCACAUGCUCUGAGUGUGGAAAGAGUUACACGACUAAAUCAGAGCUUAACAGACACACAAGAAUUCACACUGGAGAAAAACUGUUCACAUGCACUCAAUGUGGAAAGAGUUGCAGACAAAAAUCAAACCUUUUAAGACACAUGAGAAUUCACACCGGAGAGAGGCCUUAUACAUGCUCUCAGUGUGGAAACAGUUUCACAUCCAAAACCGCUCUCAAUGACCAUCUGCACUUUCACUCCGGAGUGAAGUCGUUCAGCUGUGAUCAGUGUGAUAAAACAUUUGUUGUGGAAUCAGGCUUAAGAAGACACCUUAGACUUCAUACGGGUGUGAAGCCUCACAUUUGUUAUUUUUGUGGAAAGUGUUUUACACGAUUGCAGCAUUUAAAAGAGCAUGAAAGUAUUCAUACUGGUGUAAAACCUUAUAUGUGCUCUGACUGUGGGAAGACCUUCAUUACAUCAGGUGCAUUAAAAAAACACCAGAGAAUUCAUACUGGAGAGAAACCGUACAAGUGCUCACACUGUGAAAAGAGUUUCGCUCAUUCAGGACACGUGAAAGAUCAUAUGAGAGUUCAUACCGGAGAGAAGCCGCACCAGUGCUCUUCAUGUAGGAAGAGUUUCACCCGAUUAUUUAAUCUAUGGACUCAUAAGAAAAAGUGUUGCCCGAAGUUGUCUAAUUAGCAAAUGUUCAUGUUCAGAUCCAUGACUUUUAAAUAAUUUUAUAUUUAGAUUAAGCAAAAGAUGGAAUUACCUUAAAUAGAGUAGUUUAAAAUUAGUAGUGAAGUUUGAUUGUUUGACAAGGGGAAUCUUUGGGGAAGGUCAAAAUUGUAAUGUAUUUCAUUCUAAGUAGGGGUGUAACGGAUCGCAGUUGAUCCGUACGAACCAGGCCCCACGUUUUGGAACGCAUGUGAUUCGUGGAUUAAAAGCAUUUAGCCAUUAUAUAGUGAAAGUUUAUUAUUUGCACGUGUUUGUAAGUCUUAUCAAUUUAAAACACUCAAGAUUUUUUAAACAAUUCAAAUGCAAGAAGAAGAGGCAAAUUUCACGCACUCAAAGCACGUGCGCUCACAAAGUUGGAUAUAAAGUCUUAAGUGAACCUAAACAGUUGAGAAAACUUGAGGAAGAAGUCAGAUGUGUUUCAUCAUAUUGGUUCCGUGCAUUCCAGCCUGGUCUCCUUCUUAAUACGUAGGUAUAAAUAUGUAACUUUCAAAGACACGAAAUGUAAAUUUUUGUGUGUUUAGAAAGGUGCUGAAACAUACAAUAUUGACAUAUUUAUAGCACUAAAACGUAAAAAUACUUCUGUUUUUUCAGCGAAAUAACGUAAAAUAUUUACGAAUCUUUCAUGUCAUUAAGAUAUAACAUUAUGUAUAAUUUCCCUUUAUCGUUUUGUAGAUAAAUGUAAGAUCCCUAAACCCCUGGCCACCCUGAAUCUAAACAUACCCAUUUUAUACAGAAUGUUAAAAGAAUAAAACAUAAUAGACAGAAAUGUGUUGGAAAAUGACAAUUUUAGUACAACCCGAAUUCCGGAAAUGUUGAGACUUUUUUUAAAUUUAAAUAAAAUGAAAACUAAAAGACUUUCAAAUCACAUGAGCCAAUAUUUUAUUCACAAUAGAACAUAGAUAACAUAACAAAUGUUUAAACUGAGAAAUUUUACAAUUUUAUGCACAAAAUGAGAUCAUUUCAAAUUUGAUGCCUGCUACAGGUCUCAAAAUAGUUGGGACGGGGGCAUGUUUACCAUAGUGUAGCAUCUCCUCUUGUUUUCAAAACAGUUUGAAGACGUCUGGGCAUCGAGGUUAUGAGUUUCUGGAGUUUUGGUGUUGGAAUUUGGUCCCAUUCUUGCCUGAUAUAGGUUUCCAGCUGCUGAAGAGUUUGUGGUCGUCUUUGACGUAUUUUUCUCUAUAGGUGAAAGAUCUGGACUGCAGGCAGGCCAAUUCAGCACCCGGACUCUUCUACGACGAAGCCACGCUGUUGUAAUAGCUGCAGUAUGUGGUUUUGCAUUGUCCUGCUGAAAUACACAAGGCCUUCCCUGAAAUAGACGUCGUCUGGAGAGGAGCAUAUGUUGCUCUAAAACCUUUAUAUACCUUUCAGCAUUCAUAGUGUCUUCCAAAACAUGCAAGCUGCCCAUACCGUAUGCACUUAUGCACCCCCAUACCAUCAGAGAUGCUGGUAGACGCUGAUAACACGCUGGAAGGUCUCCCUCCUCUUUAGCCCGGAGGACACGGCGUCCGUGAUUUCCAACAAGAAUGUCAAAUUUGGACUCGUCUGACCAUAGAACACUUUUCCACUUUGAAACAGUCCAUUUUAAAUGAGCCUUGGCCCACAGGACACGACGGCGCUUCUGGACCAUGUUCACAUAUGGCUUCCUUUUUGCAUGAUAGAGCUUUAGUUGGCAUCUGCAGAUGGCACGGCGGAUUGUGUUUGCCGACAGUGGUUUCUGGAAGUAUUCCUGGGCCCAUUUAGUAAUGUGAUUGACACAAUCAUGCCGAUGAGUGAUGCAGUGUCGUCUGAGGGCCCGAAGACCACGGGCAUCCAAUAAAGGUCUUCGGCCUUGUCCCUUAUGCACAGAGAUUUCUCCAGUUUCUCUGAAUCUUUUGAUGAUGUUAUGCACUGUAGAUGAUGAGAUUUGCAAAGCCUUUGCAAUUUGACGUUGAGGAACAUUGUUUUCCACAAUCUUUUUGCGCACUCUUUCACAGCUCUGCCCAUCUUUACAUCUGAGAGUCUCUGCCUCUCUAAAACAUCCCUUUUAUAGCUAAUCAUGUUACAGACCUGAUAUCAAUUAACUUAAUUAGUUGCUAGAUGUUCUCCCAGCUGAAUCUUUUCAAAAUGUCUUGCUUUUUUAGCCAUUUGUUGCCCCCGUGCCAACUUUUUUGAGACCUGUAGCAGGCAUCAAAUUAGAAAUGAGCUCAUUUAGUGGAUAAAAGUGUAAAAUCUCUCCGUUUAAACAUUUGUUAUGUUAUCUGUUUUCUAAUGUGAAUAAUAUAUUAGCUCAUGUGAUUUGAAACUCACAUUUCAUUUUAUUCAAAUUUGAAUAACGUCCCAACAUUUCUGGAAUUCGGGUUGUAAAAAUAUAGCAUUUAAACGAUAUUUUGAGCCACUAAUCCUACACCUACCCCUAAACCUACCCAUAACCAUUUCUUUAAACUACCUACUGUUAUAAAUAAAAGAAUAACAGACAAACAAGCAUAAUCACAAUAAUUUAUUUAUUGCGAAAAUGUCAAAAGUAGUUCAAAUGAUGAUGAGUUGCAGUCGCAGUCCUGGCGGUAAUAGUUUUUUUUAUAGGUUACAGAGCAGAAUUUAAUUUACUAAUCCAUGAAAAUAUCAAUCCGGCUUAGUCCGUGAAGGCGCGCGCACAUUUCAAAUGUCAAUCCACUGAAACGGCAUGUCGCCAUCUGUGAUGAAGCAGGUGAGGACCAGUGAGCGUUCGAUAUCAGUGCCGUAAACCAUGUUGUAGCGCAUCUCGAGGGUGCAACUUUCAAAAAGCGCGGGCUUUGAACGUGACGGUCAUGCUGAGAAUGAAGAUGAAGAUUGAUGGAUAAAGGGCUGAAUUUGUAUCUGUUCCUUACAAAUAUAUGAAUUCUAAAGAUUUGGAGUACAGCGAACAAAUAAAAUUGAUGUGAUUUGUUAA